This is a messenger RNA of Nicotiana tabacum (common tobacco), 447 nucleotides long. The record is from RefSeq and is a predicted model, not a curated record. NCBI's taxonomy places the organism in Eukaryota, Viridiplantae, Streptophyta, Magnoliopsida, Solanales, Solanaceae.
AUGUAUGGGGUUGUGAAUGAUACUAAGGUGUUUGAAAUAAAGAAGGAGUUGGCCUCCACACAACAAGGCUCCCUCGACAUUGCAUCAUAUUUCAAUAAACUAAAGAAACUCUGGGAUGAGCUGAGUACAAUGCGUAAGAAUCAUCGAAAUUGUUGCACGUGUGCUACAAGAGAUGGUAUUCAAAAGGAGGAGGAGGAUAAGCUUCAUCAAUUCCUUAUGGGCCUAAAUGAAGUAUAUGUGGGAGUGAGAAGCAAUUUGCUAAUGAUGCAACUUCCUCCCAUACUAGAUAGUGCAUACAGCAUUUUACUUCAAGAUGAAAAUCAGAAACAAGUUCAACACAUUCCCCAGCUGGUCCCAGAAGCUGCUUCUUUCAAUGUUAAUGCCAACAAUAAAGUUUUUCCUCCGAAUGUCAAUAGUAAGACAUUCCCUCCUAAGCAAUAUACUUAG